Phytomonas sp. Hart1 is the source of this 1902-nucleotide messenger RNA. The record is from the annotation of a GenBank genome assembly. Lineage: Eukaryota; Euglenozoa; Kinetoplastea; Trypanosomatida; Trypanosomatidae.
AUGAUUUGGAUUUUUAAUAAAAUUGCUGAGUUGCUGCACCGCUCUUUUUCUGUCUCUGUACCCUUCAAAAAGCACUUUGUGAGUGAUCUUAUGGAUUCUAUUAAGGCGCAGAGGGACUGGUACGACCGUCGUAACCGAGAUAUUCAGGAGCGUGCAAUCCAGCUUCGUCUGGACUCCCUGCAGGAGAAUUACCUUUGCUGUGUAUGUUUUGCACCCGGUGAGGAGCGCGACAGCGUGGCUCAGCUUGAUAAUUCAUAUAUUAUGGUUGAUCUUCUCCCACAAGAGUCAAUUGAAGCGGCUUUAUUUAAGUCAACCGAAGUUCUAGAGACAAAAGACCCUGUUUUCGCUGGUAAAGAUGAUCCUCUUGGUGACUCCCUGAAAAGGCUGCCCUACAAUCUUAGGAGGGGUAGCUCGAUGAUGAUGGACUCUUUAAACUCUAUACAGCAGACGGACCCCUUGUACAAACUUGAUCGAAUAAAUGGUACAUCGAGUAAACUUUGUGACGAGAAUUCCAUCACCACUAUUAAUGGAAAACAAGUGAGUUCGCGAGAACAGGGUUCGCUCCGUUUUGAUGAAGUGCCUAGAAGAAGGGCUGAGCAUCAUCCUAGUGAAGAAACCCAUGCUACCUUAGUUUUACAAAGAAAGCUAAUACCGCAGAUCUCCGCAGCUCUAGAUCCUGCGCAUGUCCCUCAAACUGAAGUAAAAAAUAUGAUCGAUAGAAUACACAACGUUUUCAUUAAGAAAAAAAUCCAUAGCAAACUUCACACUGUGGCAUCCAUUCGAGAUAAAGGACUUAUAAUCAUUGAAGACUCUGAUAUUGAAUUGUUUUCAUGUUUCUUUCGACAUCCUGUGAGAGGUUAUCUUUGUGAGCGAUGUUACACCAGUGUUCUCAAAAGCCUUGACGCGCUUUCAUGUCAUAUCCAAACCAUCCUGUUCAAGGCUAAGCAUCCGUUGUUGCGCAAAGCCCCUUAUAAAGAGUUUGAGCAACUCCAUUCGAUGAAGCCGCCGCCCUUGGUAUCUGGAAAAUUUCCUUUAGGUCCUCUUCAUCAACCGAUAGAGGGGGAAUAUUCCUGGAAGGCGGGUAGCCCAAACGCGGCAUCGCCGUGUUCUCAGAAAGGCGGCAGCGUCAUUGUCAAGACUCGCACGCAGCCGUCGGGAGACCUUUCGAAGAUUCCAGGUAGCCUAGUAAGGCUAUCAUUAACUGGGAAGGUCAGCACACCAGAUUCCACCGUCUUGGAUGAUGACAUUAUUCUUUCCCUUCGCGCAACCGUUAAGUGUGGAAUUUGCCUGAGACGGCCCUGUAGCUUUUUCGUACAAGUUAAUGCUUUAUUUAUUUGUGAAUUUUGCUGUGCGUGGGAUCGCUUUUAUCGCGAUCAUGCGAUUUGUAUUAAUGACGAGGAUAUGCCAUUAAAAUGUGCUUGUUUGCUAACAGAGUUAUCCAGUUACUAUAAGCAAAUUUACUUUCAAAAAGAGCUUCGAGAAAUACCUCAAACUGAGCUUCAGAUUGCACCCAGAAGCCUUUUUUUGCCCGAAGAAAAUAUUUUUUCCACACAGAACUUACCAGCUUCCCAUGAUAUAUCCCAAAAUGAUACUGAGAUUUCUGGUUUAAAUAUUAUGGAUGAAGUGAUGACACUACCAGUUCUCGAGGAGCGACCCUUUUAUAAAAAGGAGAUCCCAACUGAUCCACGUGAUCUGAGAGCUCUAGUAAGCAGCACCAGAGUUAGUUUGUUUGCAGAUACAUGCAUUAAACAGAAGGGGGAACCAGAUUUGUUUGAAAUCGUUAUUACAGAGUCUCAGAAACCUCUUAUUCAAAUUGACACCCCUGGACAACUCCUUCAAACUGAUGAUACUACAAUAUUAGACAGCGAGGGUCAGAAAAAUCUAUCCUUUUUCUUUCUAUAA